AUGGGCCGUUCGUUGUCAAAUAGUGUCAUCAACCUUGGAAUUCGUGAUCAAUUUGAAGAUGCUUUAAGCCAGUUUGGUUUUGAGUUUGAAGUUUUAGCUGAACAGGUUAACUUGACAUUUGAUUUUUUGGAAGGACAUGCUUGCCUGGGUAAUGGAGGCCUUGCUCGUCUUUCAGCAUGCCAAAUGGAUUCCCUAGCAACUUUGGACUAUCCUGCUAUAGGCUGUGGAUUACGCUACCAGUAUGGGUUGUUCCGUCAAGUCAUAUUGGAUGGCUUUCAACAUGAACAACCUGAUUACUGGUUGAAUUUUGGAAACCCUUGGGAGAUAGAGCGGGUUCAUAUAACUUAUUGCGUAAAGUUCUAUGGGACUGUCACAGACGAAGUUUUGAAUAAGGAUAAAAUUAAAGUUUGGAUUCCUGGAGAAAUGGUUGAAGCUGUGGAAUAUGACAAUCCAAUACCUGGUUAUGGAACAAGGAAUACCAUUGUUCUUCGUCUUUGGGCUGCCAAACCAAGUGAUCAACAUAAUAUGAUUUCACUAUUUCCAUAUCGGAGAAUUAGUUUUUGGAGAGACCUCUUGCUUAUGUCAGAGUCUUAUAAUACUGGGGAUUAUGUUGAUGCUGUGGUCAAUAGACAGAGAGCAGAAGUAUUAGUAGCAUACUAUACCCCGAUGAUCGUUCUUAUCAGAGCUACAUUCAUACUGUUCUGUGGUGGCUUCUUUCAGGGUAAAGAAUUGCGGUUGAAACAGCAAUAUUUCUUUGUCUCUGCAUCAGUACAAGACAUCAUCAGAAGAUUCAAAGAUGCUCAUAGAAAUUUUGAUCAGCUUCCAGAGAAGGUUGCACUGCAGCUGAAUGACACUCAUCCAUCUCUCGCAAUAGCUGAGGUAAUGAGAGUGCUUUUGGAUGAAGAGCAUUUAGGCUGGAAAAGAGCAUGGGACAUCAUAUGCAAAAUAUUUUCAUUCACAACUCAUUCCAUAUCACCUGAAGCACUGGAGAAAAUUCCUGUGGACCUACUGGGCAGUCUUCUCCCUCGACAUUUGCAGAUUAUAUAUGACAUAAACUUCCAAUUUGUGGAAGAGUUAAAGAAGAUGAUUGGUUUAGAUUAUGAUCGGCUGGCCAGGAUGUCAAUUGUUGAGGAAGGUGCUGUGAAGAAUAUUCGGAUGGCAAACCUAUCAAUUAUUUGUUCUCAUACUGUGAAUGGUGUCUCCAGAUUUCAUUCCGAGUUGUUGAGAACAAAAUUAUUCAAGGAUUUCUAUGAGCUGUGGCCGUACAAGUUUCACUACAAGACAAAUGGAGUGACCCAGCGUCGCUGGAUAGUUGUCAGCAAUCCUAGUUUAUGUGUUCUUAUAUCAAAAUGGCUUGGAACAGAAGCUUGGAUCCGUGAUAUUGACCUUUUAAUAGGCUUGAGAGACCGUGCAACUGAUGCUGAACUGCAUCAAGAAUGGAAGAUGGUUAAGAAGGUCAACAAAAUAAGGGUUACCGAGUACAUUGAAGCAAUGAGUGUUUUGAAGGUUGUGAAGAAAGCUAUAGUCUGCCCCUAA
Messenger RNA from Hibiscus syriacus, 1536 nucleotides. RefSeq names its product glycogen phosphorylase 1-like. Bases 1 to 1536 code for a protein of 511 amino acids. The transcript has 15 exons. Gene Ontology annotation, biological process: glycogen catabolic process. Gene Ontology annotation, molecular function: pyridoxal phosphate binding; glycogen phosphorylase activity. Gene Ontology annotation, cellular component: cytoplasm. The record is from RefSeq and is a predicted model, not a curated record. NCBI's taxonomy places the organism in Eukaryota, Viridiplantae, Streptophyta, Magnoliopsida, Malvales, Malvaceae.